AUGACAUUUUUUCAUUUUGUUAAUUGUAUAGCGCUUGCUUAUUCGCCCUAUUUUAUCGCUUACAAAUAUACUGGUUUAUCCGAAUAUAGUUCCAUUUGGAAAUGCGCUUAUGCAGCUCUCGUUUAUUUUUUGACUCAACUUGUUAAAAUGCUCGUUUUAGCGACAUUUUUUCCGGCGAGCGAUGGUGAAACAUUUGAAAUUUUACCGGAGCUAAUGAAAAGUAGUGCCGAUAUUUUUGAUGUGAUUGGACUUCAUCUCGUUAUUAUGAAUCUUAUCGCUGGAAAAAGUGAAAUUCGUUUUUUGGCCACUGGUAUUGGCUGGGCAUUUGCACAUAGUGUUGCAAGUCGACUUGUUGGCUUUUGGGUUGGAGCUCGGGCAACAGCUUUUCAUUGGAAAUUUAUUCAAAUGGCUCUCGAAUCUAAUAUAGAUUUGAUAUUUUAUAUAGCGCUUGUUUGGUUAUUUUCACGAAAUGAUUUAAAAAGCAAAAUGAAACGUUUUGUCGCUUUAUUGAUUGCAUUUUGUGUAUUUCAUGUCUUCAUCUAUGAGUAA
Molecule: messenger RNA, 549 nt
Organism: Dracunculus medinensis (Guinea worm)
Lineage: Eukaryota; Metazoa; Nematoda; Chromadorea; Rhabditida; Dracunculidae
Source: the annotation of a GenBank genome assembly